AUGUUGUUGCACUUCUGGCUAAUUGCGUUGAUGGACCACUCCGUGUUCUUGCUUAUGAAUUUGCUCCUAAUGAAUCUCUUCAUGAUAUUCUUCAUGGUCGGAAUUCGGAAAGGAGUGAGAGGAGCACAGCCAGGUCAUGUUAUGUCGUGGAACCAGCGAAUUAAAAUUGCUGUUGGUGCGGCUAGGGGACUUGAGUACUUGCAUGAGAAGGCAAACCCUCAUGUUGUCCACCGAGACAUCAAAUCCAGCAAUAAAUACGCGAAGGAAGAUGAUCUCUUCUUCUGCAUUUCUUGA
Eruca vesicaria subsp. sativa (arugula) is the source of this 294-nucleotide messenger RNA. Lineage: Eukaryota; Viridiplantae; Streptophyta; Magnoliopsida; Brassicales; Brassicaceae. The record is from the annotation of a GenBank genome assembly.